UUGUUUAGUGAAAAUCUCACAAAGUGUUUUUUUGAAUACGUUGGUUGCGAAUUUGACUAAUUUUGGAUGGAAAAUCAUCAUUCUCAUUGUUUCGAAGCAGUCUCAUAUUUUUUUUUAAAUUUGGGCUAGAGUGUCAUGGAAACAUAUGAACCAUUUAUUGCCCAAAUGUCAGUUUGAAAGUAAAUGCGUCAAAAACAGUAACAAAAUGUCCAUUGAACGUCUUAAUUCGUGAGAAAAAUUGAAAUAAUGGUGUUAUUUGGUGAUCGUGCUCAAAGAAGCAGACAGGUUGCUCAAGAAUUAAACAGAAGACAUCCGCAACGAAAUCGUAUUCGACAUGGAACAGCAGCCUCCGUGAAUAAACUUUUUACUCAAACCGGAAGUGCAUUAAAAAAUCGUCCAGCUAUUGACAAUCCACAGCGAAAUCAAAGGAACGAUGAUGAUUAUAAUAUCUUAGGUUCAAUUCGUGCUAAUCCCCAAAUCAAUUUUCAUGAAAGGUCUCAGCAAUUGAAUUUGAGUAGAGACAAAAUUGAAACUUUCAAACUAAAGUUCUUGCAUACAUUGAAAGAAGGUGAUGAAUAUAAACGAUUAGAUUUUUUAAAUGCUAGAAAUUUCCUAAGAAAAAUUUUGUUCACUGAUGAGGCUACGUUGACUACGAAUAGGAUAGUAUCUGCUCAAAAUUGCGGAUACUGGUCCAUUGAAAAUCCCUACCGAGUUAUAAACUGUCGAAUGACACCUUUCAUAUUAAACACCAUUACCGAAACUAUAGAUUCCACAGCCCUUUAAGAAAAAUGAUAAGGAAUGCCAGUAAAGUUGGCAUAUUUUUUACUUUCAGACGUGAACUAAAAAAUAUAAAAGACAUGCGCUUGGCUCAAUGAUACUGUUUGUAUGUGUGAUCUUAUUUUAUUAAGAGUAUAUUAAGGUUACUGUAUAGUGGAUGUAUAUUUUAUACAAGACCAUAAUUUUAAAUCAAAUGUAUAUGAAUUUUUUCUGUAGUAAAUAUAUGGUUUGUAGGUGUAUAUAUAUAUACA
Leptinotarsa decemlineata (Colorado potato beetle) is the source of this 1028-nucleotide messenger RNA. RefSeq lists its product as uncharacterized. The record is from RefSeq and is a predicted model, not a curated record. Lineage: Eukaryota; Metazoa; Arthropoda; Insecta; Coleoptera; Chrysomelidae.